AUGGCCCACCAUGCGAACGAGGAACAUCACGGCAAGCCAGGGAACUUUACCAUGAUGCAGUACUUUGAGUGGUACGCCCCCGGAGGCGGCGUACACUGGAAAAAGUACGAAGACGAGAGCGACCGACUCGCCAGUAUGGGUAUCACUGCCUGCUGGAUCCCUCCUCCCACAAAGGGCUCCAGCCCCGAGGGUACCGGCUACGACAUCUACGACGUCUGGGAUCUCGGAGAGUUUGACCAGAAGGGUUCUGUGGGCACCAAGUGGGGCAAGAAGGAGGAUCUUCUCAAAGCUAUCAAAACAGCUUCUGACAAGGGCAUCAUCACCUACAUUGAUGCUGUCAUGAACCACAAAGCUGGUGCGGACGAUAAAGAAGAGUUCCUCGCUACCAUGGUCGACCAGAAUAACCGAAACAAAGAAGUCGGGGAGAUGCACAAUAUCCAAGGAUGGACCAAAUUCGAUUUUCCAGGGAGGGGCGACAAGUAUAGUGACAUGAAGUGGAACUUUAACCACUUUACUGGUGUCGACUAUGAUGCUGCGACCGAGACUAAUGCGAUCUUCAAGAUCCAAGGUGAGGGCAAGCACUGGGCUACGGAUGUCGAUAAGGAGAACGGGUCGUUCGACUAUCUCAUGUUUGCCGACAUCGACCACUCUCACCCCGAAGCCGAAGCCGAACUCAACAAAUGGGGCAAAUGGGUCCUCCAAGAAACCGGCGCCCACGGCUUCCGCUUCGAUGCCGUCAAACACAUCUCCCAAUCCUUCAUCGCCCAAUUCGUCAAACACAUCCGCUCCGGCGAAGGCGCCAAAAGCAAGGCCUUUUGUGUGGGCGAGUUUUGGCAUGAUGAUGUGGAUGCGCUGGAGAGUUAUUUGGAGGGGCUUGGGACGCAGUUUUCGUGUUUUGAUUCGUGUUUGCAGGACAACUUUUAUCAAGCUGGAGAAGCUGGAGAGGGCUACGAUCUGCGCAAGAUCUUUGACGGCUCUCUCGUCCAGAGGAGACCUAUCGAUGCCGUUACCCUCGUCGACAACCACGACACCCAAAAAGGCCAAUCCCUCCAACGCUGGGUCUCCCCAACUUUCAAACCCCUCGCCUACGCGCUCAUCCUCCUCCGCCCGGACGGCUACCCCUGUGUCUUUUACGGCGAUCUCUACGGCUGUGGCGGGGAAGACCCGCAGGAGGGGGUGGGGCAGUUGGAGGAUUUGGUUAGGUGUAGGAAGAUGUUUGCUUAUGGGGAGAUUAGGGAUUAUUGGGAUCAUCCCAACUGCCUAGCCUGGCUCCGCACAGGCGACGCCGAGCACGACGGCUGCGUCACCGUCAUCUGCAACGGCAACGAACCCGGCUCCAAGCGCGUCGAGGUCGGGCAAGAGCACAAGGGCGAGAAAUGGACGGAUGUCUUAGGGUGGUAUCAGGGGGAGGUCGUUAUUGGUGAUGACGGCUGGGCCGAGUUCUUCUCGCCCCCUCAAAGUAUCUCCAUCUGGACCAAGACCGAUGCCCGAGGCAGGGAAGAGUUUAAGAAAGAGUAG
Messenger RNA from Cryptococcus amylolentus CBS 6039, 1518 nucleotides. RefSeq lists its product as hypothetical. Bases 1 to 1518 code for a protein of 505 amino acids. NCBI's taxonomy places the organism in Eukaryota, Fungi, Basidiomycota, Tremellomycetes, Tremellales, Cryptococcaceae. Gene Ontology annotation, biological process: carbohydrate metabolic process. The record is from RefSeq and is a predicted model, not a curated record. Gene Ontology annotation, molecular function: calcium ion binding; hydrolase activity, hydrolyzing O-glycosyl compounds. The transcript has 13 exons.